This is a messenger RNA of Emys orbicularis (European pond turtle), 3510 nucleotides long. It is a transcript of the gene MTMR4, whose product is annotated as myotubularin related protein 4. Gene Ontology annotation, molecular function: metal ion binding; phosphatidylinositol-3-phosphate phosphatase activity; phosphatidylinositol-3,5-bisphosphate 3-phosphatase activity. The record is from RefSeq and is a predicted model, not a curated record. Lineage: Eukaryota; Metazoa; Chordata; Testudines; Emydidae. The transcript has 18 exons. Bases 1 to 3510 code for a protein of 1169 amino acids. Gene Ontology annotation, cellular component: membrane; cytoplasm. Gene Ontology annotation, biological process: phosphatidylinositol dephosphorylation; regulation of autophagy.
AUGAACAUGAGUCUGCCGGGCCGCAGUUCCUGCUCCAUGCUCAACUGCUUUGGUGAAGAAGGCCCUCCCAGUUUGGAAUACAUCCAGGCCAAGGACUUGUUCCCCCCGAAAGAGCUGGUUAAGGAGGAAGAGUCUUUACAGGUCCCAUUCACUGUGCUGCAGGGUGAGGGUGUGGAGUAUUUGGGCCAUGCUAAUGAUGCCGUGAUAGCCAUCUCCAACUACCGGCUUCAUAUCAAAUUGAAAGACUCUGUGAUCAACGUGCCUUUGAGGAUGAUGGAAAGCGUGGAGAGUCGGGACAUGUUCCAACUUCACAUCAUCUGCAAGGACUCCAAAGUGGUCAGGUGCCAUUUCUCCACCUUUAAGCAGUGCCAGGAAUGGCUGAAGAGGCUGAGCCGAGCCAUUGCCCGCCCUGCAAAGCCUGAAGACCUGUUUGCAUUCGCCUACCAUGCUUGGUGCUUGGGGGUCUGUGCCGAUGAGGAGGAUCAGCACGCACAUCUAUGCCACCCAGGAGACCACGUGAAAUACCGAUUUGAGAUGGAAGUUGUGAGGAUGGACUUCGACUUGCAGAAUGUCUGGAGAGUUUCUGACAUCAACAGCAAUUACAAACUCUGUACCAGUUAUCCUCAGAAGCUGCUAGUUCCUGUCUGGAUCACUGACAAGGAGCUGGAGAAUGUGGCUUCCUUCAGGUCUUGGAAAAGGAUUCCUGUAGUUGUGUACAGACACCAGCCCAACGGAGCUGCAAUCGCACGCUGCAGCCAGCCGGAAAUCAGCUGGUGGGGCUGGCGCAAUGCUGAUGACGAGUAUCUUGUGACCUCCAUCGCCAAGGCCUGUGCCUUGAACCCUGGAGCAAAGAUAGCCAGUGGAACUCCCCACAACGGCACCAGCGAAGGCACUGAGGCCAGCGACACAGACUUUGAUUCCUCGCUGACGGCAUGUUCGGGCGUGGAGAAUGCAGGAGCUCCUCAGAAGCUGCUGAUCCUGGAUGCCAGAUCCUACACUGCGGCUGUUGCCAACAGGGCAAAGGGAGGGGGCUGUGAAUGUGAAGAGUAUUAUCCAAACUGCGAGGUAGUGUUCAUGGGCAUGGCCAAUAUCCACUCCAUCAGGAACAGCUUCCAGUACCUGCGCGCUGUCUGCAGCCAGAUGCCAGAUCCGAGCAACUGGCUUUCAGCCCUGGAGAGCACCAAGUGGCUGCAGCACCUCUCCGUCAUGUUGAAGACAGCAGUUCUGGUCUCAAAUGCAGUUGACCGAGAGGGGCGUCCAGUGUUGGUUCACUGCUCGGAUGGCUGGGACAGAACCCCGCAGAUUGUAGCACUGGCAAAGAUUCUUCUGGACCCCUAUUAUAGGACCAUGGAGGGUUUUCAGGUGCUAAUUGAAUCAGACUGGCUGGAUUUUGGUCACAAAUUUGGUGAUCGCUGUGGGCAUCACGAGAAUGUGGAAGAUCAGAAUGAGCAGUGUCCGGUGUUUCUUCAGUGGCUAGAUUCUGUUCAUCAGCUGCUCAAGCAGUUCCCCUGCCUGUUUGAAUUUAACGAAGCUUUCCUGGUGAAGCUGGUGCAGCACACAUACUCCUGCCUGUAUGGGACCUUCCUGGGCAACAACCCAUGUGAGCGAGAGAUGCACAACAUUUACAAACGCACCUGCUCAGUGUGGUCCCUCCUGAGAGCUGGCAACAAGAACUUCCACAAUCUCCUCUACAUGCCUGGCACUGAGCAGGUGCUGCACCCAGUGUGCCAUGUGCGAGCACUACAUCUUUGGACAGCAGUGUACCUUCCAGCAUCAUCCCCCUGUCCUCUAGGGGAGGAGGGUAUGGACCGCUACCUGCCCCCAGGAUCCCAAAGCCAGGAGUUCAGCGGCAGAUCUCUGGACAGGUUACCAAAGACAAGAUCUAUGGAUGACCUGCUUUCAGCUGGUGACUCCAGCAGCCCGCUGACCCGUACUUCUAGUGAUCCCAACCUGAACAACCACUGUCAGGAGGUCAGGAUGGGCCUCGAGCCCAGACAUGUCAGCACAGAGGGCCCUGAGCUGCACCCCGAGGAAGGCAGCGUGGUGGCUGUGGGAGAAACGCAGCAGGUGCCAGUGGAGCAGGGGAAAACUCACCCCCUGCAAACGAGCAACAACUUCAACAGCCACACUGAUCAUCAAGCGCAUUGCAAGCUGCUUAGUGGCUGGGUGCCUCCACCAGCAAGCAACAUCUUUCCAGAGACAGAAAUGGGAUGGAGGGUGAAUGUGGAGGAUGUAGAUGGCAUCAGCCCAGCUCCAAACAAUCCUGGACAGGAGAAUGUCUGCAGGACUUGUGUCAGAGCUGUGGAGCAGCCUGAAACAUGUCCCUAUAAUCCUUCAAAAGCAACUGGCCUGGAAUCUGAUGGAAGCUGGAAUCUUGUGAAACCCCCCCAUCAAGACACCCUAAAUCCUGCAGUGGGCAUUCCCAGCCAGGACACCCCUGCACCAAGUGUCUCUCCUCAGAACAACCCACGCCCCAUGCCAGGCAUCCCCCAGCAACAUAAAGACACUGGCAAAAGUGGGAGCAGCAGGAGCGGGCACUGGGAGGAAAUGGGCCGGGUGGGGAUGGUGCCGCUGGAGCUGUGGCAAAGGCCCAUUUCCCAGAGCCAGACCAGCGAGUUCUCCCUCCUGGGUUCCAACUGGGACAGUUUCCAGGGGAUGGUGACGUCGCUCCCCGGUGGGGAGACAGUAACCAGGCGGCUACUUUCCUAUGGGUGCUGUAACAAGAGGUUGAGCAGCAAACAGUUGCGGGCACCAGGGCUCUACCUCAGUAGCCAGUGGCCAACAAGAGAAGGUGUGAAACCACCAGUCUGCUCUGGCUAUCCCAGUGCACAUUGUGCAGGCCCUGAAGGGAAGCCCAGCCGGCCAUGGCUACCCUGCCACCUGAAGCAGGUGUCUGGCUCCAAGCAUGUGCCACCAAGCUGCCCUUCCCCUGUGCCUCCUCUCUACCUGGAUGAUGACGGGCUCCCCUUCCCCACAGAUGUGAUUCAGCACAGGCUGCGACAGAUCGAAGCCAGCUACAAGCAGGAAGUGGAGCAGCUGCGCAGGCAGGUGCGAGAGCUCCAGCUAAGGCUGGAUAUACGUCACUGCUGCGCCCCCCCGGCUGAGCCACAGAUGGACUAUGAAGAUGACUUUACCUGUCUAAAGGAAUCGGACAGCAGUGACACUGAAGACUUCUACUCUGAUCACAGUGAGGACUGCCUGUCUGAAGCAAGCUGGGAGCCUGUCGAUAAGAAGGAGACUGAGGUCACACGCUGGGUUCCAGACCAUAUGGCCUCACACUGCUUUAACUGUGAUUGUGAAUUUUGGAUAGCCAAGCGAAGGCACCACUGCAGGAAUUGUGGGAACGUGUUCUGUGCUGGCUGCUGCCAUCUGAAGCUGCCCAUUCCUGAUCAGCAGCUCUACGACCCAGUCCUUGUCUGCAACUCAUGUUACGAUCACAUCCAGGUGUCUCGUGCUAGGGAGCUCAUGAGCCAACACCUGAAGAAACCCAUCGCCACAGCUUCCAGUUGA